CGAUUGCGCCUCACCGUCCGAAGGGGAAAGAGGAGGAGGAGGACGAAGAAUCAACGUCUUUGUUUGAGCGGAAUUCGGAAGACUUACGGAAGCGCCACUGGCGGAUUGGAUUGGAUUGGGUUGUGAGGAGUUCGAGCCGAGGACGUAGCUAUGGCGGCAUUGGCGACUCAGCUGUCGUCGCUGUCACUGAGCCCCGUGCAGCUCACGAGCUCUGUUCGGACGGAGACGGCCGCGCCGAGGAGGGUAAACCUCAUCGAGUGCGCAAAGCGGCCACAGAAGAAAUGUACCGCUCACCACGUCAAAAGCAGGCCGAAGAAGCACCAGCCUUAUGACAAGAACAGGCAAGGCCCGACCGUGUACCCUCGCCUUCCCAAGCCCCCGCCAAUUUGGGGCUUCGACAAUGGCGAACCACUAGCAAUUACCGAAGACGAUGAAUAGACGACAUACAACGGACAAACUUGGAAAUUUCAUGACCAGGUCAGUCGAGAAUUAGUUAAUUACCUUUAGAAUUGAGAACUAGAAGAGGAGGGCUAUUGUUUCCUGGAAAAUUUAUUCAAUGCAGUCAUUCAAUGAGAUUCACCGAAUUGUUCAUUAUGAAAUAUCUAAGAUUCUUAGAUGACCUUUCUAUCGUGGUGACCUUUUCUAGAAAGUUUUGUUCACACUGAGAAGUUCUCUCUCCUCUUGUCCGAUGGAGCUGUCAGACUCUUCCUCGUGGAUUAUCUUCAAAAUGAAAUUGAAUGGUAAAUGUUCCACAAAGAGACC
Molecule: messenger RNA, 762 nt
Organism: Marchantia polymorpha subsp. ruderalis
Lineage: Eukaryota; Viridiplantae; Streptophyta; Marchantiopsida; Marchantiales; Marchantiaceae
Source: the annotation of a GenBank genome assembly